GUGUAACCGGCUGUAUUCCGGGUUGCGCGUGCCCUCCAUUGUGCCGAGGACAGAAUGCAGCGGCUGCUGGUGAAGGUGUUGCUGAAAGCUGGGGUGACCGGCUCGGGCGGUCGGGCCUCUGGAAACCCCGGGAGGGAGGCCUGCCGUUUCUGCAGGUUGACUGGAACUGGUCAAAGAAAUAUCUUCACCUGUUCUGCUUUGCUCAAAGAUGAUGAACCUAAGCCUUGUUCUGCCCCUGGACAGCAGAAAGAUUCUGAAGAAAGAACAUCUGCUACAGCAGGGAAGAGUGACUUAUUGAACAUAAUAGGUGGCAUGAAAGUAGAAGUCAGCUCAAAGAAAAAGUUCCAAGCAUUGAGAACACAGAGACUAAACAAUGAGGCAAAGAAUCAGCCAGAAGCUGUGGAGAGUGCACCGAGCAUGUUUCAGAAAGUGAAUGAAGAUAUCAAAAGUGAAUGUAAAAAGACAUUAAAUCCAGACCUUGUUGCAGCAGCUUCAGCGGUUGCAUCUUCUAUGCCCUACAAUAAGAAACAGAUUGAAUCAGAAUUGCUUAAACAACUCAGGAAGCAUGAGUCGGAAACUGAAGCCCAGAAAAAUGGCGAAGCCAGCAACAUUGGUGAUAUCAUUGCGGACAUGAAGAUUGGGAAGCGUCCUGGUGCACGUGCUGGGAUAAGAUCAGUCAGUCAAAUCCGCUUUGAUGAUGAUGGGCAAGGAUAUACUCCUGAUCGAGGUGUCACAAGUGAAUUUAAUGCAAUGAGGAAGAGGAAAGGACUGUUUACUGGGAAGAAAUUAAACAUUUUUCCUAUACAUGCUGGUGAUUCUGAGGAUGUGCCAGAAGCUGUGUCUCUGCCAUCACUAUGGGACACUGAACUGGCCAAUCAAAUAGCAGCUGCGACAGAACAAUUGCCUCGAAAUGGGUUUGAAGAGAUGAUCCGCUGGACAAAGGAAGGAAAACUCAGGCAGUUUCCUAUUAACAAUGAAGCUGGAAUGGAAGCUGAGGAAGGCGUGGAAUUCCAUGAGCACAUAUUUCUGGAGAAACAUUUAAAGGGAUUUCCAGAACAAGGACCAAUACGCCAUUUCAUGGAGCUGGUUGUCAAUGGGUUAUCUAAGAAUCCGUACUUAACGGUACAACAAAAAAGUGAACACAUAGAAUGGUUUCGUCAGUAUUUCCAAGACAAAGAAGAUAUUUUGAAGGAAAGUGAAGUAUACAUUAAUUGAAAUUAUUUCUUCAAGUGUACUGUGGACACUUUUAAUACAUUUGUACAGAUAUAAAUUAUUGUAUGAUUCUGAAUGUACUAUAAGCUGAUUACCAUAACUCUGUCCCUACUGGCUGCUAUUAUUUCCAUUAGAAAAUGUACACAAGGUAAUAAUGUUCACAUUAUAGAUGUAAUGUUGAAUUAAGGCUUUUUUUUUAAAAAAACCUCUGAAUAAACGUAUGUUUCCACAAUCUUAGGACAACCUAGAAUGUUUCACAGCCAGUGA
Messenger RNA from Hemiscyllium ocellatum (epaulette shark), 1479 nucleotides. RefSeq names its product mitochondrial ribosomal protein S31 (gene mrps31). Gene Ontology annotation, cellular component: mitochondrial small ribosomal subunit. The record is from RefSeq and is a predicted model, not a curated record. Gene Ontology annotation, molecular function: structural constituent of ribosome. The transcript has 7 exons. NCBI's taxonomy places the organism in Eukaryota, Metazoa, Chordata, Chondrichthyes, Orectolobiformes, Hemiscylliidae. The coding region runs from base 55 to 1215 and encodes 386 amino acids.